Phytomonas sp. Hart1 is the source of this 2946-nucleotide messenger RNA. The record is from the annotation of a GenBank genome assembly. NCBI's taxonomy places the organism in Eukaryota, Euglenozoa, Kinetoplastea, Trypanosomatida, Trypanosomatidae.
AUGUCCUUCGGCAACCAAUGGCAGUGGUGCCUCCAGCCCCUCUCGUGUGUUCUCAAGGCCUGUGGUUCUCUUCUCUCGAGUGAGAUGCAGGGGGCCGUGGAGGGGGUUUAUUCCUUCUUUCAAUCCUUUUUGACCUCGCUGGGUGUUCACCUCACGCCGAAUCUCUGCCUGUUCCCCGGCGAUGCCGCCACGGACGUGGCGAAAGGGGGGGAUACCUGGAGCGCCACCCCCACCCUCCUGCAGCUCCAUUCCGUCUUGAACUCCAUCGAGGAGGAUCGGGAGGGGAGGCUACGGGCGAUCGACGAAGACUCCGAGGCCGAUCACGAUGAAAAGGGCCUUAGCGGGACGAGCCUUCCUUCGCAGCGUUCGAUUUCUUCCCCGCAAAUCACCCCGCGGAGUGCGCGAAAGGGCCCGAGCGCGGAGGCGAUGCGGGUGCGGAAAGUGGAGCGGGGGCUGAUUGGGCAGCUCUUGGGGGCGCUUAACACCUUCGUCCGGAUCACCCACGCAGGGGCGAUGGAUGUGCAGUUGUUGGAAUUGCUCAUCACCCGCGCGACCUCCUCGAUGGACGCCCAAUACUCGAACCGCGAGGCGAAGGAGGAGGCGGAUGGGUUUCUCUGGAGCGAUGAGAGCGCGAAUGCCGAUGAGGUUUUUAUCGAGUUCGACCUGGCGGCGAAGUCCAGCGCGGCGUCGUUCGAAGCACCGCAGAGCUUUUCGCGGGUCACCUACGAGGAGGCGGUGAAGUUGACCUGUUUAGUAAGUGAGGCCCUCGCCUGGGAGUCGUAUCUUUUGCAUGUUAAUGACGCCCUGGGGUUCAGCGGGAAAGACAGCACCGCCGCGAUGUCGUCGAGGAAAUGCGUUCGUGGGGUGGAAACGAGUGUGCAGUCGGUUCGCAUUGGGAUGAUGUUAUCCCAAUGUGCGGAGUACGACCUUCUGUGGUGCGCCUGCGCCCGUUCCGGCGCCCUCCACACCUUUCUGCAAGAGCUUUACGACGGGCAGAGCUUCAAAGGCGUCCCGACCUCGAUUUCUCCCACGUCGUUGGGGUAUGCGUCGGCGCAUGGGGGCCACGGGAUCGCCAACACCUCCAGCAGUGUUUAUUACUAUUCCACGGCCGCUCUGAUCAACACCAACCUUUCGACCAACGCCAUGCUCUAUGAGGCGAUUGAGUCGGCGGGGUGCUGUAUGAUCGUUCUGGAGGCGCGCUAUUUACCGCUUCUCUUUGUUGCUGAGGAAGAGUCGCCUUGUCUGUCCCCGCGGGUUCUCGAUUCCACCUCGCCUGGGUACUUGGUUUCCCUCGUCAAAGGCGGCGUCCGCGGGGAGCAGUCCGAGCGAAAAGAGCCCUUUCGCGGGCGGCGCGUCCUUCGCGUCCCGAGCUCGCUACGCCGUAUCUUUCUCUGGCGUUGGGAUGGGUGCUAUACCGGCGAUUUCACCAGCGAAAUGCGCGACGCCCUAGACUUUUUUAACCGCCAAGCCUACGCGGACCUACCGUUGGCGCUGCGGUUCUACGGCACGUCUGGGGACUCCGCCACGCGGGAGGCCCCGAUCCCCGUCACCGAGGCCGACGUCGAGAACGAAAGCCCCCAAACUACGCCGGUCAGCGCCCGCGCGGAUCUUCGCUUGGAUCUUCAAUGCCGCGCGGUGGUGGAGUCUCGCCCGGCGUUCUACUCCAAUGGCCCGUCCUUGGACUUGUAUGACCAGGUGGGGGGCUUUUUGGUGGAGUUGCCCACCACCUUCACCGGGAACGAGGCGGAUCGCCGGCGAAAGGACCUCGAGGACGUCUGCCGGGGGUAUUUACUUCUUUUACAACGCAUUUUAGCCCACCCACCGCGUUGGCUGCGUUGUAAUCCAGCGGGUUGGUCGCAGCAGGUUACCCCGCGGGCGAAUCUUCUCCCAUCAAUUUCUUUGCCCGACGGGGCCCCAUCCGCGCUGCGAUCGCCCGCUUCUUCAUACCCUUUCGGGGCCGCCGCCUCGAUACCUGGCCAGCCAUCGAAGAAUUUGUGGAAAAGCACCACGAGUGGUGGGAUUUCGACCCCGCAAAGCCCGCGGGAUUCCCCGUUUUCGCCGUUUUGCAGCGUCUCGCAGCUUUUUUUCAGUCGUUUGUACGUCCGCGCGAUUGCGGCGUCGAUCAUGCACCAGCGCUUCCCUCCAAUAUCCCGGCGAGUCACCGAAAUCGAACUCACGCCGAGGACGAGGGGGGGAGGGGGGGGUUUGCCUGAAGGCGCCCCGCUCGCUUCCGCCAGGAUCAAUGUGGAAGGAACGCCGCGCAGACGAUUUACCGGGCCCCCGAAAAAAGCCAUCGAUUCGCUUUUUCAGCUCGAAUACCAACUCGCCUUUCAGCAAAAGAUCUUUUAUAAGCGGCUGUACAUGGCACUCCGGCGCUUUACACUUCUGCAGCCGCUGUUAUGUUUAUUCCCCGGCGAGGCCCCUGGCGAGGUGGAGGCCAUCACCCACCUCAGCUUUUUCGGAAUGGUAUCGCUUUCAGGGGAUUUAUGCUCCCCCAAACCCCCCAGAAGGGGGGGUUUACAACCCCAUGCGAACGGGGCGAUGAUUUUUACCAAAGCCCACGUCGCGACCACCGAGGUUUUGCAUCUCCUUCGCCAGGUUUGGACUCGCCAUGAGGAAAAGUGGGCGAUGAUGGACUUUUUAUUGUGGGGCUGCGUGGUGUGUUUGGUGGGAAUUCCUCAACGGGUGUUGGGGAUUUUGCAGGCCGGCCCCGGCGUCCCGGCCGGGAUGGACACGAGGGCGGGAAAAGAGCGAUUUGUCGUGUAUAAUAGCCUACGGAUGGACCAAUUCGACAGCUGCGUGUUCUGCUUUGGGUAUUUAAUGCAUCUUCUGCAGGAACAGCAGAAGGGCCAAAGGGGUCGACGACUUUGCAUUGCGAAGAAUCCACCCGAAUCGGAGGGAUCCGGAACGAUUAAAAUGGUCCUGAUCGCCUCGCGGACGAUUUAA